Messenger RNA from Aethina tumida (small hive beetle), 1707 nucleotides. RefSeq names its product cuticle protein 6-like. The transcript has 3 exons. Lineage: Eukaryota; Metazoa; Arthropoda; Insecta; Coleoptera; Nitidulidae. Gene Ontology annotation, molecular function: structural constituent of chitin-based larval cuticle. The coding region runs from base 993 to 1679 and encodes 228 amino acids. Gene Ontology annotation, cellular component: chitin-based extracellular matrix. The record is from RefSeq and is a predicted model, not a curated record.
UACACGUCAAUUAUUAUCGUUAACAUUGUAAUUUAUACAAUGACUGACCUAAUUAAUUAUUUCUUUUUCCUGCGUUUUAUUUUGUUUCCGAUGAUAAUAUAAAACACAUGAAGUAACAUGGUUGUACGUAACAUGCAACAUAACAAUCGGAACAGAAAACGAUUGACGGUGAUUAGAAAAAUUAAUUAGAGUAAACGUUUCAAAUAAAAUCAAUAGCCUGAACAAACACAUGUACAUAACACGUUUUCCGUGUUCCUUGGAAAUGUACACAUAAAAGCUAUCAGAAAAUUCAAACAAGCAGGAAUUUAAAACCUUCCGCGGAGGAGCAAUAUUCCAAACGAAAAUAGAAUUAAUAUGUACUCCAUAAUUUAAAUAUUGAUGGGAAAUAAAUCUAUAAAUAAUACAAAAAUUGUGGUCUCCCAAUUUUAUAAUAGCUCAAGUUAAUACAAACAAUCUGCGUACUUUACGUGUACAUUACUUAUGUAGGUUACUGACUAAAAUAGACUUCAGAUACCAAAACGUAUAAGGAACUGGAUUUAAUUGAAUUGUUUCGUUUUCGUGCAAGUUUUUCAACAACCUUGUCCGGUUAGAAAAAUCUGGCCUGAAACAAAGAUGUUCUCAAAGUCAACCACUGGCAUCAAAUUGCGUCCACGCACAGUGAUAAUUAUCGUGUAAAUUUAUUUAUAAUAAUAGGUGUUUUGUGUUUAAUUUCAUUUCAUUUCAAUAAUUACACAAUAUUUUAAACGGUUCUAAAUCUAUUAUUAAAGCAUUUUUUACUAUGAUACCCAUCAGGAAUAAACUAAACAAUUAUUAACUUGAAUUUCGUAUUAAUUCCUGGAUUGUACUACGGUGUAUCUCUUCAAAAAACAAACAGGACAUGUUCCUGCAACAAUAAACAAUUUUUGUCAUUAAAACCGGCCCUUCUGGUCUCCAAUUUAGUAUAUAACCCACCCAAAACCUCCAAUUUCCAUCAGUUCAGCUAUAUCAAUAUCAUGAACCACUUCAUAAUUUUCCUUUUGAUUGGAAUCGUCAGUGCGGAGCCGGUGGAUAUUUUCGCCCCGGUUUUCGUUCCAAUAUCCAAUCAAUAUCACUCACAAGACGGUUUUGGGCAAUAUUCUUAUGGAUAUUCAAACCAUUUGUCCGUGAAAAAUGAAGUGAAGACUGCUGACGGUGUUACCAGAGGGGCUUAUUCUUAUGUUGAUGCUGAGGGCAAGUUGCAAUCUGUUGAAUACUCUUCUGAUGCCGUCAAUGGAUUCAGAGUUACUGCCAGUAAUUUACCAAUAGCUCCUAUGGUGCCAAAGAAAAUAUUACCAUCCCUAGUUGUAGAUACACCGGCUGUAGCCGAGGCAAAAGCAAAACAUCUUGCUAUGAUGCAGGAAGCAAUGAACAAAGCAAAGACUGAAAAAGAAAUACAUAAAAUACCAAACAUCCACUCGUACAGUUUCGGAACUGAUUCUUUGUACCACAUUCAACCAUUCAUAAUUCCAAAUUACGUUUCACAACCCAUUGUUAAAACUCCUGUUUUCAGGAGUUUUGUCAGUCAACCGGUGAUUUCAGGAGUUGUUCCGCAAAAAAAUAAUAAAAUGGAGAUGCCGAUGGGUGUUCAAGACGUCCCCGAAGUGGCGAAAGCUCGAAGUGAACACUUAGCAGCCUUUGAAAUGAUCAAAAAUCGUAAUUAAUGUUUUGUGGAUUAUUAAAUCUGGUUUU